AUGUCAUUCUUCAUGAAAUUCAAAGACAACAAUCCAUAUUUUCUAAGAAGUUUCUUUUAUUUUCUCUCAGAGAGACGAGAGAAUCCCCAGCCGAGCAACAAGACUAUUCUCAGAGCCUUCUUAGCUCCGGUUGUCUCAUUAGACGACAAAACUGAGGUCGGAAGUCCUGAUCAUGCCAUCGGUACAGUCGCCACAGCUCAAGCUGACUACAUGCGCGUCAUUGUUCAAGAUGUACAUGAGUCUGUCAAGAGAAAUGAUGGAGAUGAUAAGGUUGGCGUUGAGUUGCUUUGCGUGGUGAGAAACUUGCUGAAGAAGAUAGGGCGGACGGUUCUUGUUGGUGAUAAAGUUUACGUGGAGAAAGUUGAUUGGAUUGAUCGGAGAGCAAAGAUUGAUAAUGUGUUUGAACGAGUCUCCGAGACUUUGGAUCCUCCUGUGGCCAAUGUGGAUCACUUACUCAUUCUCUUCUCUCUCGAUCAACCUAAGAUUGAUCCAUUUACACUUACCAGGUUCUUGGUAGAAGCUGAAUCCGUUGGCAUUCGAGUCACACUUGCCUUGAACAAAUGUGAACUCGUCACUCAAGAGGAAAUAGAAUCUUGGAACAUGAGAUUGCGUGGUUGGUACUAUGAACCAUUGAUUUGCAGUGUUGAAACUAAAUUCGGACUUGAUGAGAUUGCGUUUAACCUACGUAAUCAAACUUCUGUGAUUGUUGGACUGGUUAAUAAUGGCGAUCUUUGCUUUUGCGUAAUAAGUAGGACUUCUUGGCCUUGGUUGAGUUGCACUAAACUUGGCGCAUAA
Molecule: messenger RNA, 795 nt
Organism: Camelina sativa (false flax)
Lineage: Eukaryota; Viridiplantae; Streptophyta; Magnoliopsida; Brassicales; Brassicaceae
Source: RefSeq, a predicted model, not a curated record